Molecule: messenger RNA, 966 nt
Organism: Emiliania huxleyi CCMP1516
Lineage: Eukaryota; Haptophyta; Isochrysidales; Noelaerhabdaceae
Exons: 3
Coding region: 1-966 (321 amino acids)
Source: RefSeq, a predicted model, not a curated record
AUGAUCGACGAGCUGCGGCGGCGCGGACAUGAGACCGAAGUCAGCAGAGCCGCUAGCCCGGCCGCAGCCACUGACCUCGUGACAGUUGCUAGCCAGGCUGCAGUCGCCACCCGCAAAGGAAGCGGUAGAGAUUGGCUCUGUGGAGCCAUCGACGCGAUCUUCGAAAGUACCCGCUCUGGCAGCGGCUCCGCCGGCACGAACAGGACCGACAGCACCGCCGGCACCCCCAGCGAACGCCAGCGCGGGUCUCCAGCUCGCCCCCGUGGCGUAGUGGCGUACGUGCUGGAUAAUGGUGGCGGCCCUCAUAGCCAAGAGGAGCUGAACAAGUACAAGGAUGUGACUGGGACUCAGCUGUGGGCGCGAGUGGGGCAGCCUGUAAGCGGCGUGGUAGCCGUCUCUGCCGCGGACCGCAUAUCCGUGAGCAUUAUCAACUACCUGCAUCAAGGGACGUACAGACCCGGUGUGAUCUUCAGAAGCGGGGUCAUGGGUCCAGCCUUGCGCCGGAUCGGUGAGCAGAUGAUCGAGUACACAUACAUGCCGAUGCUGGUCCUCCGCCGGGCCGCUGCGCUAGAGCGGAUGAAUUGUUGCUACCCGCACGACGGCGGGAGCAACGGGUUCAAUUGCUUGCGCCGGGGGGGUGACGUGCACUGCACUCCUGGGUGCAGGCCCAAUGCUCUGCGUCACGUCCCGCUCGAGACCUGCCUGGCUCACUCGGAUGGCUUUUGGGGUUACAACGAGCUCGUUCUCGACGUGUGGCGAGACGGAGGGUGGGGAGCAGGAGCGGCGCUUGCGCACUUUGUCCAGGCGGUCGCGAUUGAUUCGCGGGCAAGCCGUGUCACUUUGGCGCUGGCUCGCGCCGUGCAGGACGCCGCUAGCGUCGCCGGGCUCCCCCUGCCUCUCCUCGAGUACAAUCCCGGCAAUGCGGCGGCGCCAUUCCGGGUUCUGCGCGCGCUGCCGGCUGAGUGA